GGAAGAUCCUUUGGAGAUUGUGAAGCUGCGGAUCCCUCUGGAUAUCAAGCAGGAGAGUGAUUGGGAGGCCAGCUCACUGGAAUGUGAUGAGCAUGUGCACAAGAAUGACGAUGACCCCCUCGAAGUGGAAAGGCUUGAGCCAGAGGGCAUCCGUGGGAUUUCACUGGGAAGAACUGAAGGAAAUUUUUUCUGGGGACCUGAGAUGGACGAGAAGCAUGGAAGUGAACAGGAAUGGCACCGUGGAAACUACCCAGCGAGCAGAAACUUCCUUUGUGAGGAAAGUGAGCAGAAUUCAUAUGAUGAUACUUUACAGCGUAGGAAACAGUCAUUCAUCGGUAGUGAUGAACGAUGGCCUCAUGACGUCAGUGUUCCUGAGAACCAGCAGGUGCAGGUGAAGGGUAAACUGCACUGUGGGAAAAUCUCAAACCACAAAGUAUCCCUCGUUCCACAUGAAAGACUCCACGUGGGAGGGAAAUCGUACAUCUGUUCUGAGUGUGGGAAAAGUUUUGGCUGGAGGACGAAUCUUGUGAAGCACAAGAGAAUCCACACAGGAGAGAAGCCAUACAAAUGUUCAGAUUGCGGCAAAAGUUUCAACGCGAAAUCCACUCUAAUUAAACACGAGAGGUCCCACACCGGAGAGAAGCCGUACGAGUGCUCGGAGUGUGGGAAAGCCUUUGGCGAGAAGGGGAUCCUUGUUAAGCAUAUGAGAAUCCACACAGGAGAGAAGCCACAUCGAUGCUCAGACUGUGGGAAAAGCUUCAUUGAGAGAGGCGCCCUGAUUAAACAUGAGAGGACGCACACGGGAGAGAAGCCAUACGAAUGUUCGGACUGUGGGAAAACCUUUAGGAUCAGCUGCCACCUUAAGCUUCACAAAAGAACACACACUGGUGAGAAACCAUAUAAAUGUUCAGAUUGUGGCAAAAGCUUCAGCGAGAGAGCCUCUCUCGUGAAACACGAGAGAACCCACACGGGAGAGAAGCCUUACAAAUGCCCCGAGUGUGGGAAAAGCUUCCGGAUUAGUUUCCAACUCGUGAUUCAUAAAAGGACGCACACAGGCGAGAAGCCGCACGAAUGCUCCGAUUGUGGCAACAGCUUCAGGGAGAUAGCCUCUCUUAUCAAACACAAGCGCACCCACACGGGAGAGAAGCCGUAUGAAUGCUCCGAGUGUGGGAAGAGCUUUCGGACCAGUUUUCAACUGAAAACUCAUAAAAGAACGCACACCGGCGAGAAGCCGUACCAUUGCUUGGAUUGUGGGCAAAACUUCAGCCAGAGGUCCCGUCUCGUUAUACACGAGAGAACUCACACAGGAGAGAGACCUUACGGGUGCUCAGAGUGUGGGAAGACCUUUGUUUCCAGCUCUCACCUUAGAAAACACGCCGUGGUCCACACGGGUGAGAAACCACAUAAAUGUUCAUACUGUGAGAAGAGCUUCAGUAAGAAAUCUAACCUUGUUGUACACGAGAGAAUCCACACUGGAGAGAAACCGUACGAAUGCGCAGUGUGUGGGAAAAGCUUUAGGUGCAUGAAAAGCCUUGCCGUUCAUCGAAGGAGUCACAGUAGGGAGAAAACCUAUAAAUGCUUGGAGUGUGGAAAGAGCUUCCCUCGGGGUGACAGUCUAACUGUACAUCAAAGGAUUCACACGGGGGAGAGACCAUAUCACUGCUUGGAGUGUGGAAAAAGGUUCAAUCAGAAAUCGGGACUUAUUUCUCACCGCAGGAUUCACACAGGAGAGAAACCAUAUAAAUGCUUGGAAUGUGGAAAGAGCUUCAGCCAGGGAUCAGGACUUCUUAUUCACCAGAGGAUUCACACAGGUGAGAAACCACAUAAAUGCUUGGAAUGCGGAAAGAGCUUCCGUCAGAGCACAAGCCUUACUACUCAUCAAAGGGUUCACACCAUGACGAAGCCAUAUAAAUGCUUGGUGUGUGGAAAGAGGCUCCGUCGGAAAACAGACCUUACGUAUCACCAAAGGAUUCACAGUGGGGAGAAACCAUAUAAAUGCUUGGAAUGCGGCAAGAGCUUCCCUCGGAGUGACAGUCUAACUGUACAUCAAAGGAUUCACAGUGGGGAGAAACCAUAUAAAUGCUUGGAAUGUGGAAAGUGUUUCAGGUGCAGAACAAAUCUUUCUUCUCACCAAAGGAGUCACACAGGAGACAAACCACAUAAAUGCUUGCAGUGUGGGAAAAGCUUCUCUCGGAACACAACUCUUACAACUCACCAAAGGAGUCACACAGGGGAGAAACCAUAUAAAUGCUUGCAGUGUGGAAAGAGUUUUCUUUGGAACACAAGCCUUUCCUCUCACCACAAGAUUCACACAGGUGAAAAACCAUAUAAAUGCAUGCAGUGUGGAAAGUGUUUUGGUCACAGCACACAGCUUACUGUUCACCAGAGGACUCAUACAGGAGAGAAACCAUAUAAAUGCUUGGAGUGUGGGAAGAGCUUCAGUCUGAGAGCAAGACUAAGUAUUCACCAAAGGAGUCACACAGGAGAGAAACCACAUACAUGUUUCCAGUGUGGAAAGAGCUUUAGUUGCCGCAAAGGCCUUACUGUUCACCAGAGGAUUCACACAGGAGAGAAACCAUAUAAGUGCCUGGAAUGUGGGAAGAGCUUCAGGCAGAGUGCAACCCUGAAUUCUCACCAAAAGAGUCACACAGGGGAGAAACCAUAUACAUGUUUGAAGUGUGGCAAGAACUUUGGUCAUAGUAAGAGCCUAACUGUUCAUGAGAGGAUUCACACUGGGGAGAGACCAUAUAAAUGCUUGGAGUGUGGGAAGAGCUUCAGGCAGAACAGAAAUCUUACUGAACACAACAGGAUUCACACAGGAGAGAAACCAUAUAAAUGCUUGGUGUGUGGGAAGAGCUUCAGUCAAAGAUCAAUACUUAGUAAUCACCACAGGACUCACACAGGAGAGAAACCAUAUAAAUGCCUGGAUUGUGGAAAGAGCUUCCGUCAGAGUGCGGUGCUUAAUACUCAUCAAAAGAUUCAUACCAUGGAGAAACCAUACAAAUGCUCAAAAUGUGGAAAGAGCUUCAGACAGAAUGGAAUCCUUAAUGUUCACCAAAGGAUUCACACUGGGGAGAAGCCAUAUCAGUGUUUGGAGUGUGGGAAGGACUUCCGUCAUAGCCAAAGUCUUAAUUCCCACAAAAGGAUUCACACAGGCAAAGGACAGAAGCUGUGUAAAUGCUUGGAAUGUGGAAAGAGCUUCAUUCACUAUAGCCAUCUAACUUUAUACUAUAGGAUUCACACAGGAGAGAAACCAUAUAAAUGCAUGGAAAGUGGAAAGAGCUUCAUUCACUAUAGCCAUCUAACUUUAUACUAUAGGAUUCACACAGGAGAGAAACCAUAUAAAUGCAUGGAAAGUGGAAAGAGCUUCAUUCACUAUAGCCAUCUAACUUUAUACUAUAGGAUUCACACAGGAGAGAAACCAUAUAAAUGCAUGGAAAGUGGAAAGAGCUUCAUUCACUAUAGCCAUCUAACUUUAUACUAUAGGAUUCACACAGGAGAGAAACCAUAUAAAUGCAUGGAAAGUGGAAAGAGCUUCAUUCACUAUAGCCAUCUAACUUUAUACUAUAGGAUUCACACAGGAGAGAAACCA
Molecule: messenger RNA, 3592 nt
Organism: Gekko japonicus
Lineage: Eukaryota; Metazoa; Chordata; Lepidosauria; Squamata; Gekkonidae
Product: zinc finger protein 208-like
Exons: 5
Source: RefSeq, a predicted model, not a curated record